Messenger RNA from Cynara cardunculus var. scolymus (artichoke), 2230 nucleotides. RefSeq names its product probable indole-3-acetic acid-amido synthetase GH3.1. Bases 1 to 1800 code for a protein of 599 amino acids. Lineage: Eukaryota; Viridiplantae; Streptophyta; Magnoliopsida; Asterales; Asteraceae. Gene Ontology annotation, molecular function: acid-amino acid ligase activity. The transcript has 3 exons. Gene Ontology annotation, cellular component: cytoplasm. The record is from RefSeq and is a predicted model, not a curated record.
AUGGCCGUCGAUUCUGCAACCUCUUCCCCCCUCGGACCUCCGGCGUGUGAGAAAGAUUCUAAAGCUCUUCAGUUCAUUGAAGAAAUGACCAAAAACUGUGACUCCGUUCAAGAGAAUGUGUUGUCGGAGAUUCUGGCUCAGAAUGCCGGCACUGAGUACCUGCAACAAUGGUGUCUCAACGGCGCGACUGAUCGGAAAACUUUUAAGUCGAAAGUUCCGGUGAUCACCUAUGAAGACCUUCAACCUUAUAUCCAACGUAUUGCUAAUGGCGAUCGGUCUCCCAUCCUUUCAUCUCACCCCAUUUCUGAGUUCCUCACAAGUUCGGGGACGUCCGCGGGUGAAAGAAAACUCAUGCCCACCAUUGCAGCAGAGAUGGAUCGCAGACAGAAGCUUUACAGUCUCCUAAUGCCUGUUAUGAACUUGUAUGUGCCUGGUUUAGAUAAAGGAAAAGGUUUGUACUUCUUGUUCAUCAAGGCGGAGGCAAAAACCCCAAGUGGGUUGGUGGCCCGACCCGUUCUCACAAGCUACUACAAAAGUCAGCAGUUCAAGACCCGACCCUUUGACCCGUAUAAUGUCUACACCAGCCCCAAUGAAACCAUUCUCUGUGUUGACGCUUUCCAAAGUAUGUACUCUCAAAUGCUAUGUGGUCUCGUUUAUCGUGAAGAAGUUCUCCGAUGUGGUGCUGUUUUUGCCUCCGGUCUCGUUCGAGCCAUCAAGUUUCUCCAACUCAACUGGUCACAACUCGCUCUCGAUAUCGAGUCCGGCGAGUUGAGCUCGAAAAUCACCGAUCCGGCGAUCAGGGAAUGUAUUUCCAAGAUACUGAAACCGAUGCCGGAGUUGGCUAUGUUCAUCAGAGAAGAAUGCUGUGAAGGGAACUGGGAAGGUAUCAUCACUCGGAUUUGGCCCAACACCAAGUAUCUCGACGUUAUUGUCACCGGCGCCAUGGCUCAAUACAUUCCGAUCCUCGAUUAUUACAGUGGGAAUUUACCCCAGACUUGUACGAUGUACGCUUCGUCGGAGUGUUACUUCGGACUGAACUUAACUCCGAUGGUGAAACCCUCGGAGGUGAGUUACACCAUCAUGCCGAACAUGGGUUACUUCGAGUUCAUCCCACAUGAUCCAUCGAACCCGGUGACAAUCUCACGCGACUCGCCGCCUCAUCUUCUUGAUCUCGCCGAUUUGGAGCUCGGAAAAGAGUACGAGCUCGUAAUCUCGACGUACUCGGGUCUCUGCCGGUACCGUGUCGGCGAUAUUCUCCAGGUCAAAGGGUUUCACAACUCCGCCCCACAGUUCAAAUUCAUUCGCCGGAAAAACGUUCUACUGAGCAUCGAAUCUGAUAAAACCGACGAAACCGAGCUUCAGACCGCCGUGGAAAACGCGUCGGAGCUUCUAAAAGAAUUCAACACCACCGUCGUGGAAUACACCAGCUACGGAGACACCAAAACUAUUCCCGGCCACUAUGUUAUCUACUGGGAAUUGCUGAUGAAAGAUCCAACUUUCCGGCCAACUGAUGAGGUUUUAGAUCAAUGUUGUUUGGCAAUGGAGGAAUCUUUGAACUCGGUUUAUCGACAAAGCCGGGUCGCUGAUAACUCGAUCGGUCCGUUGGAGAUUCGAGUGGUGCAAAACGGAACGUUUGAAGAAUUAAUGGAUUACGCGAUCUCGAGAGGCGCUUCCAUUAACCAGUACAAAGUUCCAAGAUGUAUCAGUUUCACACCGAUCAAGGAACUGCUCGAUUCGAGAGUUAUCUCGGUGCAUUUCAGUCCAACGACACCGCACUGGACUGCUGAACGACGUUUUUAAAAUUGAAUUAAAAACGUGGUUCGUAAAAGACAAAAUUUGGGUAUCCACCAACGAAACAUGCUCCCUCCUCCUUGGGACUGUAGACCAAAAGAAAUCUUGUAGGUUUGAAAAGUGUGUCAACUUUUGAAAAUUGAAGGGUGUAACGUGUAAUUUUCAGAUGGUAUGUACGAAUAACGUUUUCCGUUUGUCUUAUGUUGGGGUUUAGGUGAAACGUCACUGACGGAAAGAUUCCAUUUGUGGCAAGUGAAGUUCUUUUCCGAAAAGCAGAUUUUGUAUCGUCUCGAGGAGGAUCUACAAAUCUAGGGGCUUUAAUGUAAACUAUUUUAUUUUAAAGGGGGGUUUUGUUGGUAAUGUAUGUUUCUUAAUGGGCUUUAUUGUAAAUUAAUUUCAUACCAUAUUGUUGGUGGUUGUAUUCUGCGGGCGUUAUAUG